Molecule: messenger RNA, 717 nt
Organism: Symbiodinium sp. CCMP2456
Lineage: Eukaryota; Dinophyceae; Suessiales; Symbiodiniaceae
Source: the annotation of a GenBank genome assembly
GCAAUUGAUGCGGUUGAAAAAACGGUGGUCGAACUACGCGAAGCCGGGGCCAUUACGCCGGACGUGGAAAUGCAAUUGGCAGGUUCCGCAGGGCAGUUGUCGCAGAUUCGCGAAGCAUUGAUGGGAGAUGGAACCAUUAUGGGGACGAUCUUCAGCUCGCUGUUUCUCGCCUUGGUGAUUGUCUAUCUGCUAAUGGUGGUGCUGUUCCAAAGCUGGACUUAUCCGUUGGUGAUUAUGGUGAGCGUGCCGCUGGCGCUUUUGGGCGGCUUUGCCGGCUUGGCUUUGGUGCAUCAUUGGAGCGAAAUCGACCGUUACAUGCCGAUCCAAAACAUGGACGUGCUGACGAUUCUCGGCUUUGUGAUUCUCGCUGGCGUGGUGGUGAACAACGCGAUCCUGAUCGUUUACCAGACGAUCAACUUCCUCGGCGGGCGAAGUGAAGAAGGUGAGGACGUCAGCGAUUUGACGCCACGCGAGGCGAUCUCGAAGAGUGUCGAAAGUCGCGUUCGACCGAUCUUGAUGAGCACGCUGACUUCGGUCGGUGGUAUGCUGCCGCUGGUGCUGAUGCCUGGCUCUGGAAGCGAACUUUAUCGAGGUCUUGGGGCAGUAGUUGUCGGUGGCCUGGUCGUCUCGACCGUAUUCACGAUGUUCCUUGUCCCAGUCUUGCUGAGCGUUCUGUUCGAUAUCUGGAAGCCUCAGCCAGUCGAGAUGGACAUCUAG